AAGAUGCGCGGCCAAGCUCCUGAAGUCUGAAAGUGAGAAAAACAGAUUCGUAUUCCCGCCGCUUCAAGCGAUAAACGAAUUCGAAACUUUGAAAAGAUAAAAAAGAAAAUCCUCCUUUCCAGCCCGCCGCCCUCUCUCCGCCGCAUCUUUCACCCCUUUCUUCAUUUCCACCUGCAAACUUUUAUCAUUCAAUCUCACUAUAUACUCACACAGAAGCGUAAUUUCAAUUCAGAGGAUAAGGAAUCCAUCCCGAGAUGGCCUUAAGGGAAUCUGGGCCGGCUUAUUCCCGCAAACAGAAAUCUCUCGGUCUACUCUGUUCCAAUUUUUUGAGCUUAUACAACCGAGAGGGUGUUGAAACCAUUGGGCUGGAUGAUGCGGCAAAGCAGCUAGGGGUUGAGAGAAGGCGGAUAUAUGAUAUUGUGAAUGUUUUGGAAAGUGUUGGUGUUCUUGCGAGAAAGGCUAAGAAUAGAUAUACGUGGAAAGGAUUUGUUGUUGUCCCAAAAGCUCUCCAGGAGCUGAAGGAAGAUGGCCUAAGAGAGAGUUUUUUUGCAGUUGAUAGAAAUUCCACACCUCAAGUUACAGACAAUGAAGAUGAUGUUAUGCAUCAACCUAAACACUGUGCUUCAAGUCAGGGUGAAAUUUCUUGCUAUCAGGUUACAGACAAUGAAGAUGAUGUUGUGCAUCAAUCUAAACACUGUGCUACAAGUCAGGGUGAAAAAUCAGAACUCACAUUGACUGCCAGGCUUGAUAAUAGAAAGGAGAAAUCUUUGGGGCUUCUCACAAAGAAUUUCAUCAAACUUUUUCUCUGCACUGAUAUGGAAACAAUUUGUCUGGAGGAGGCUGCAAAGUUAUUGCUGGGGGAUGGAAGGUCUCCAUCAAUGACAAAAAACAAAGUUAGAAGACUGUAUGAUAUUGCAAACGUUCUUUCCGCAAUGAAAUUCAUUGAGAAGACUCAACACCGGGAAACAAGAAAGCCUGCUUUUAGAUGGCUGGGGUUGAAAGGCGAACCAGAAAAUGUAUCAGCUCACAUGUCAGACCAUGAUUUGGGUUUUGAUCAUCAUCACUCCAGUAAAAGGGUGUUUGGCGCUGAUAUCACAAAUAUUCCUCCCACUAAGAGAAGCAAAUUGUUUCUUCUUCCCUCGAUGGAUAGUGGUGGUAGUGAAGUAACAGAGACAAAGCUGCUAUCCCAAAUCAAAAGUGAGAAUGUGGACUGUGUGGCCAAUUUGGAUACUGGUUCAAGAACAAGUGCUUAUAAGAGCUAUCACUUUGGUCCUUUUUCUCCUACUGCAACUAUGCUCAAAGUUGAAGAUCAGGAAAGUAGUCAAAGAUCCAAAAUAAUUAGCGCCUGUGAAAGUUUAGGAUCGACUUAUCGCCCAGAAUAUCAAAACCAAGCUGUAAGAGAUCUGUUUUCUCAUUACAUGGAAGCAUGGAGCUCUUGGUAUUCUGAAGUUGCUAGGAAGAAUCCUAUUAAUGUGCUAUCUUAGUUACAUGCUAUGACGCUAAGUGCUGACAUACCUUGUUGUUUUGGGUGGAGCGGAAGAGACAAUACAAGCCCCCGUACAAAUGAUGAUGGCCUGAUCGGUAUUGAAUGCAUAUUGUCAUUGUAUCAAUUUGUUGAGCCCCCUUUACAGAUAGAAGAUUGUUUUAGAAUAAUUACUAUGUCGAGCCCAAUAGACAAAUUUUUGUUCGGAAAUGUUUAUCUUUUAUAUUAAUGAUAAAAACAAAAACUCACCCUUACCC
Molecule: messenger RNA, 1740 nt
Organism: Cuscuta europaea
Lineage: Eukaryota; Viridiplantae; Streptophyta; Magnoliopsida; Solanales; Convolvulaceae
Source: the annotation of a GenBank genome assembly